Dermatophagoides pteronyssinus (European house dust mite) is the source of this 955-nucleotide messenger RNA. RefSeq lists its product as uncharacterized. Gene Ontology annotation, cellular component: cytoplasm; actin filament. Lineage: Eukaryota; Metazoa; Arthropoda; Arachnida; Sarcoptiformes; Pyroglyphidae. Gene Ontology annotation, molecular function: actin filament binding; actin monomer binding. Gene Ontology annotation, biological process: actin filament depolymerization; barbed-end actin filament capping. The record is from RefSeq and is a predicted model, not a curated record.
AUGACAAAACAAGCUGAUUGGAAAUCAGAUUACCAACUUUUUUUGGCUGAAAAAAUUGAUUCGCAAGAUAAUCGUCCAUUCUUUGUUCUUAUCAAUAUCGAUUUGGAUGAUGAAUUGAAAUGGGUAAUGGUUCAAGUUAAACCAUCCUCAUGUUGUAUUAAAGACAAAUUGUUUUCAUCUUCGGCUAAAAUUGAAUUGAAAAAAUCAUUUGGCCCAUCAUUGGAUCUAUUUGUAGAUGAUUAUGAUGAUCUUAGUGUUGAAAAGAUCGAAGAAGCUAUUAAGACAGGUUUGCAAGAAAAGAAAGAAAUUGCUGAAGAAAAGCAACAAAAACAAAACGAAACUUUUUUGCCGAACGUUAAAUUUAGCUAUCUUCAACCGAAAGCUAAAAUGAAUUUGGAAUUAGCUGAAGUCAGUGAAACUGAAUUGGCUAAAUUUAAAAAUGGUAACGAUUAUGGCAUACGAUUUAUUAUUGCAGGUAAAUCGAAAAUUGUAUUUGAUGGUAAAUUGACAUUGGAUGAGCAUGUAUCAUUGGCUCAACGUUGGAAUGUUAACCAGACGGAACAACUUGAAAAAAUAAUUUUUCCUGAAAAUACUGGUGCUGGUUAUAUUUUGUUGCGUUUUAAUUAUGAAAUGGAUGAUAAUUUGUUGGAACGUUUCAUAUUGAUUAAUUAUAUGCCAACAAACAAUACAUUAUUGGCUAAAGAACGUUUCUCGUAUUCAGCUAAUUUGAAAUCGAUGGUUGACAUGAUCAAUAGUAAAUUGGAUACAGAGAUCAACUAUUUGGAAACAGAUAAUUUCAAAGAAAUUACUGUUAAACGUAUUUUUGAUUUGUUGUAUCCAUCAUUGUAUUUGGAUAUGUCCGGACAGAAGCCACCACGAAAUGAAUGAAAUGAUCGCAUUUCUGAAAUUUCGACCCACCACAAAUUGGUUAUGGUGAAUAGUGGUCUUGGUCCGA